Gossypium raimondii (Peruvian cotton) is the source of this 1372-nucleotide messenger RNA. RefSeq lists its product as uncharacterized. The record is from RefSeq and is a predicted model, not a curated record. Bases 321 to 1127 code for a protein of 268 amino acids. The transcript has 2 exons. NCBI's taxonomy places the organism in Eukaryota, Viridiplantae, Streptophyta, Magnoliopsida, Malvales, Malvaceae.
CUCAUAAGCUCAUUUUACCUCUUUUUUAAGAGCCCACCUUAGAAUUUUCGAGCUUGAAUCUUGAUUUUUCCUUUUCUUUUUACGAACACAGGUUUUUGGCCACACAAAUUAAAGUCCACUUUAUUUUACCUUUUAAAUUUCUACUUGUAGCAGUCAGAGGGAAAAUUAGUGAACGCAGAGAGAAAACGAGAGCUUUGAAACUUUUUUUUUUGUUAUCAUCGAAUCAAGCACACUUGGUAUUUAUACUUGGCAGAUGGACCUUAUUGGAUUUGCAAUUAUGUUCUAGUUAUCGGAGAUUCAGUUUCUGCCACUAGAAAAUCAUGUGGAGUUUUGCGUCCAAUUGUGUAGCCGGAACUGUUGGGCGGAAAAAUGUUUUUCUAAAGCAAACUCAUGCUGCGUUAGAAUGUUCAGAUGAUGAAGGCCCUUCUGUAAUUAGCAGGGAUGAGUGUUUAGAAUGCCCGAUAUGCUGUGAAUCUUUCAACAUCGUAGAAAAUGUGCCCUAUGUUUUAUGGUGUGGUCAUACCCUUUGUAAAAACUGCAUUCUAGGACUUCAAUCGGCUGUCGUGAAAUUUCCGACUCUACCAAUUCAACUUCCGCUUUUCGUUUCCUGCCCAUGGUGCAAUCUCUUGUCGUUUCGUCUGGUUUAUCGGGGAAAUCUCAAGUUCCCUCGGAAGAACUAUUUUUUACUUUGGAUGGUUGAGAGCAUGAAUGGUGAUAGACUGAAGUCUCAUUCUUCCUUCUGUGAAGAUCAUCAGCCUGAAUGGUCAUCGAACAAUAAUUCAGCAUCGGGAAACCAAGUGGCUCAGAGUAACCACAGCAGGGGACAGUAUCCGCCUCAUCCCGAGUCAUCAAGAUCAAACUACAAUCAUACUCAUCUCAUUAAUUACUCCAAUUCGGAAAGAAUAUAUUCUUCCCUUCGGCAAUCUCUGGCGUUCUUCAUACAUCUGACAGCCAAGUUCCCAUUAGUCAUAAUAUUUCUCUUAAUCAUCCUGUACGCAAUCCCCGCCAGUGCGGCCAUCUUGGCCCUGUACAUACUUAUUACCAUUCUAUUUGCUCUCCCUUCGUUUCUCAUUUUGUACUUUGCAUACCCGAGUUUAGACUGGCUUGUGAAAGAGAUCAUCACUUGAGACAGUAGCGGUUUCGUAUUCAGCGAGCAUUGCACCUGUAGCAUGAUGCAUCUCCAGUUGACGACUUUCCAGUGCCCGAGUUUUAUGGCAGUUUCUUAGUAUACAGUUGAAGUAGUUAUGUAAAGUCUUUUAGAAAGCAUAACUACUUAUGUACUUGGACAGUUAAAAGACUGUUUGUUACUACAACAAUAUGCUUGUUUUGGAUGAAAGCAAUGGGGUAUUGGUGAGCAUGUUGUGAUUAAAAA